ACAACCAUUCACCACAAGAUGGCGCUCGUGAUGACGCGCGAGGACACGCAAGGCCUAACCUCUAUGGUAGGCGUCCGUGACGGGCGGCCAUGUUUAAAGUACAAGGACAUGUGUAGCAGGAAAGUGUCAGACGGUGGAAGUGCUUUUAUACGGUUACGUGGUUAAGGUAUAAACUGCAUUUACUUGAAACUUCUGUGAACCCAACAGACUGCUAUGGCUCUCUCCGCAAUGCUCAGGCUUCAGUCUCUACGCUCCCUGGCCCCACACUGCAAGCUGUUUGCAUCUUCUCUACAAGCGCACACACGGCAGCCAUGUCGCUCUCACCGCCUCGCUCCAACAGACGACGAGCUCUACCAGAGAACCACUGUUACCCGCAUAGAAAGAGACUCUUCAGAGAUUAUGUUUGUUGAGAGUUACAGCUCGCAGGGGUUCAUCAUUAACGGGGACCGAGUACUGGGUCCCUGUGCGGUCAUUCCACGGGCCAUCCUGCAAUGGAAUGUUGGGUCUUGCAAAGAUAUCAACGUGGAAAGCCUGUCAUUGUUUCACAUGCUGGUUCCCAGGAUAGAAAUCCUAGUUGUGGGAACAGGCGACAGAGUGGAAAGACUGGAUCCCAACAUCCUGAAAUUUAUGAGACUGAAAGGGAUUGCUGUUGAGGUGCAAGAUACGGCCAACGCUUGUGCAACCUUUAACUUCUUAGUAAGUGAAAGACGAAUAACAGCAGCUGCACUUAUCCCUCCCCAGCUGGUUUCCAAGGAUCCUUUGUAGCACAGCAGCUAAUCUGGGCUCAUUACAUGGACUGGUACCAGGGGAAGCUUUGCUGGUGUUUCUGGGAGUAUGAAUGGACAAGUCUGACAGUCACAGGGUAUAUAGAUACCUCCGGAGAACGACUUGUCGUGCUAUGACUGUAAACUCAUCCACCUCUAUGAUUUCUCUGUCACUUAAAAGGGAAAAGACCGAAGAGCAAAGUCAUUGUCUAGCAUUUAUAAAUACAGAGCGAGUGAACCAAUCACAGUGUCUCUUUACAUUCAGUAAAUGCAGGGAAAUGGUUUUUUUUGGCCAAGCAGUGAUCCUCCAGAUAUUACUGAACAACAACUCUCAGCAGUUAAGUCCAUCAGGAGGGCUGCCAGUUGCCCCUGCAUAUUUCUGAGAAACUAGCUAAAAAGGCAUCGGUUAAGUUCCCAUAAUGUAUUUAUAUUUAACAUGUAAAACAGUCUUCCGUUAUAUUA
Messenger RNA from Xenopus laevis (African clawed frog), 1226 nucleotides. RefSeq names its product NADH:ubiquinone oxidoreductase complex assembly factor 3 L homeolog (gene ndufaf3.L). Lineage: Eukaryota; Metazoa; Chordata; Amphibia; Anura; Pipidae. Bases 214 to 765 code for a protein of 183 amino acids. The transcript has 6 exons. The record is from RefSeq and is a predicted model, not a curated record. Gene Ontology annotation, cellular component: nucleus; mitochondrial inner membrane. Gene Ontology annotation, biological process: mitochondrial respiratory chain complex I assembly.